Messenger RNA from Cajanus cajan (pigeon pea), 1219 nucleotides. Its product is annotated as gibberellin 2-beta-dioxygenase 1. Lineage: Eukaryota; Viridiplantae; Streptophyta; Magnoliopsida; Fabales; Fabaceae. The record is from RefSeq and is a predicted model, not a curated record.
UAUCACUAUAGUCUCUUUCAUUUCACUUUCAAAUUCACUACAACAUGGUUUCAAAAAUGUUGUCCAAACCAACAUGGGAACAAUGUUCCUCCUCCUACAUUAGUAGCUGCAAAACGACCACGUUUCCCAUAGUGGUGGACCUCUCAAAACCCGAAGCAAAGAACAUCAUAGUUAAGGCUUGUGAGGAGUUGGGGUUUUUUAAGGUUGUCAACCAUGGUGUCCCCAUGGACACUGUCUACGAGUUGGAGUCUGAAGCCACCAAAUUUUUCUCUCUACCACUCCAUCAGAAACACAAAGCAGGACCUCCUAAUCCAUUUGGCUAUGGAAACAAAAAAAUUGGAACCAACGGUGAUGAGGGUUGGGUUGAAUAUCUUCAUCUCACCAAUGACCAAGAUUGUAACUCCACCACACUCUCACCUGCUUUUGGCCACAACCUAGAUAAGUUUAGCUGUGCACUGAGUGAUUACAUGUGUGCUGCGAGAAAGAUGGGGUGUGAGAUUCUUGAUUUGAUGGCUGAAGGAUUGAACAUUGAGGAAAAGAAUGUGUUGAGCAAGCUUUUGAUGGACAAAGAGAGUGACUCUGUGAUGAGGCUCAACCAUUACCCUCCAUGUCCUCCAGAGAACCGUUUGAAUAAUAAUGAUGAUAACGGUGAAAACAUGGUUGGCUUUGGUGAGCACACAGAUCCACAAAUCAUUUCCUUGCUUAGAUCCAAUAACACUUCUGGUCUCCAAAUUUGUCUCAAAGAUAAAACUUGGGUUUCUGUGCCACCUGAUCACAACUCCUUCUUUGUCAUUGUCGGUGAUUCUCUGCAGGUUAUGACCAAUGGAAGGUUCCAGAGUGUGAGGCACAGAGUUUUGGCAAAUGAAUUAAAAUCGAGACUUUCAAUGAUUUAUUUUGUUAGUCCACCUCUGAGUGAGAAAAUAGUGCCAUUGCCUUCUCUUAUGAAAGGCAAAAGCUUAUACAAAGAGUUCACGUGGUUUGAGUAUAAAAAUUCCGCUUAUGCUACAAGAUUGGCUGAGAAUAGGCUUGCUCAUUUUGAGAAAAUUGCAGCUCCAUAAUGCUAUAGGAAUUAAUUAGGGGUACCUGUCAAUAUUAGGGUUUCAAUAUAUCACUAAUGUUUUUUUUUUUUUCAUAUAAGUUGGAUGCUGUAUGUAUUUAGCAUAUCUUAUUAAUGUACUUAUCUUAUUAAUUAUAUAUAAUGUUCUGCAAAUUGGAUUGA